Molecule: messenger RNA, 1854 nt
Organism: Megalopta genalis
Lineage: Eukaryota; Metazoa; Arthropoda; Insecta; Hymenoptera; Halictidae
Source: RefSeq, a predicted model, not a curated record
AAUCAACUCGCCUCGCACAGAUUCAUAUAAAUGGAGCUCUACUAUAUCGCUUCUUCAAAAGUCUGUGCAGAGUGUUCCAUUUGAAUUUUCAUAUACUUUUGAACGCUUUGUCUGUUCUAUUAAUUGUAUUCCAUUUAAUUUUUGACUAUCAGAAUUUAACGAGAAGAAAUUUCAUAUUUAGAUAGUAACAAUUCAGAGGACACGGAACCAAGGCAGACUAGGCGAGCUGCAAAAAGGGCUGCUGAAAUAGAACAAGAAGAUAAGGGUUCGAUUAAAGGAUGUAUGACAAGACUGCAAGAUUUACUUACCGACAUCAGGCACCAUAGAGACUCGUGGCCUUUUCUGUCACCCGUUACAAAAGACGAAGUCCCGGAUUAUCACGAUAUUAUUACGAAUCCCAUGGAUUUCGGUACAAUUAAAUACAAACUCAACAAUGGAGAAUACGAAACAUUAGAACACUUUUUCAGCGAUUGUCAUUUAGUGUUUGAUAAUUGUCAAGCUUAUAAUGAAGAACAUAGUGCAGUUUAUAAUUACGUAUACAGAGCAGGUAUGAGGUUACUGAAGUACUGUGAGAAACGACGUAAAGAUCUCGGUCUGAAUUAUGAUGAGGAUGUGGUGCAGCCAUCGUAUGCAAAGAAACGAAGAUUGGAAGAAAAUGGAGUCGAUAGUAGCGGGGACGAAGAGAUGGAAGAACUCCAUAAGACAAGAUAGAAAUGGAGUAUAUAUUCCAAUAAUAUACUUAUUGGAUAUUACCUUUUUUAUUCCCGAUACGUAAAUUGGAUGUACCUUGAGAUUGUGUGCGGAUUUUUACACUCGUGUCGAGGACAGUGUACAAAUUCGUGUUACGGAAAAUGUUCUGUAAAUUAUAUAUUACCGAAAAGACUUCAUUCGCUAAGAAUUAGAAGAAUACUACAGAUAUAUGUAUAAUUGCAGGCUUGUCAUACGCAUUCAAAGUGUUUCUCUCUCUCUCUCUCUCUCUCUCUCUCUCUCUCUCUCUCUCUCUCAGCGUUAUUUAUCGAACAUGCCCCGAAUUAUUUUCUUAGGCUUGCUAAAAUAAAACAAGGAAAAAAACAUGCACAGUAUUAUUCGUAGAAUUUUACGUAUGGUGCAAUUGCUCUUGCAUACUUUUAAAAAUCUACAAACAGAGCAUUUUACAUAGAGCGAGAAAAAGCAAGCACAUGCGAGCGAUGAACUUUCAUUUACUUGAGCCAAUACAAGUCUUUUUGAGUUAGUAUUAUUAAGAAGAAAACAAUUUUUGUUAUUGGGCAAGUCUUUUUUACAUUAUAAUAAUUAUUUAUUAGUUUAGCACUACUGUCUAUACAAUCGUUUCUUAUGUUGUUAUUUUUGCAAAUAUUUCACGGGUUUUCUUAAAUGUAUUCCAGAUUUCUCAACACUUUUACUUACACAAAGUCCAUCAAUUUACAUAACGUGUUAUUCAUUGCCUUCCUUUUAUAUAAUAUAUUUAAAAUAUGUCUCAUGCAAUAACAUGAUAAAUGACUGAUGACCUUUUUUAUGCUAAGAAAUAUUCGUACAAAGCUUCAAAUUGAUAUGUAAAAAGGAAAUUAGUCGCUAUGUUUACAUUUAUAUUUAUUCUAAAGAAAAGUAAAUUGCACGCUUGUAUUGGAGAUAGGAGAUCAUGAUUGUUAAACGGUACUUAUGUUUUUUUUCCAUUUUGUUUCGAACUAGCAGCCUGUUUUAAAAACAAUUAAAAAUUUUAGGCUGGUCCUACACAAAACCUACGGUACAAAUUAUUAUUAUUAUUCUCUACAUUGUACAGCAGUUGUAGGUACAGUUUUUUGUAAUCAUGUACGUUUUAUACAAUUAAUUUGGUAAUAAAAUUUUUAAAUAGAUUUA